GUGAGGAUGAAUGAAUAUGGUGGUCCUGCAUGGUUCUUAAAGCUAUAACAGUGUGUGUAUAUAUGGCCACACUUUUGCUCAUUUCUCUGUGAUCUUCCUCUUCAGCCACUUUGGAUCUGGAAGAAGAGUCCAAAUUGAUUCUGGUGCUCAUUGUCUGGCCUGAAUGAAUAGGUUAUGCCAUCCCACCUGCACUUGUGCAGUGAACACAUUCUGGACUAGGAACCCUAAAAGAACAGACACUGUAGAUAUCAGGGAGAGAGUGAGCGAUGGGUUAUAGCCUCUCCAUUUUGCAUCACAUGGAAGGCAGCCUGGUGAGUAGGACACAUCAGGGCAAGUCAUCACCUCUACCUCUAUUAUUACCAGGAGCUUGUCCUCAUCCACAUCUAGAAGCUCAAUCACAAGCUGUCUUAGACAAAGAGUGUUUAGUCAACAUACUUAAUGGGCAUUCUUAAAAGAUUUAGAGGAUUUAUCAUGCUAUUUUAUGUAUGUAUGUUCUUAAAAGAUUUAGAAGAUUUAGAGGAUUAAUCAUUCACGAACUCUGUAAAUGAAAGGUCAGAGAAGAUGACAAUUUAUGUCCAUUGACAUGCCGCUAAUUGUUUUCCCUGUCGAAGGUUAGGACUUUGUGUGUGUCCAAAAGAAGGGCGCCUUUAUAUGUGAAUGAUGUGUCCGUGAUACCCCUAUAAUUGCAAGUAUGAACCAAAUCUAACAGUGGGUGUCGAGAUAGAGGGAGAUCGAGUGUGUGGGGAAGAUGGAGGGCGAGUGCUGCUCCAGCAGCAAGGAGAGGAGGAAAGCUGUAACUCCUCCAACGACGGUGGAGGCGGAGAGGAGCGGCGGCGGCGGCAGGCAGCGGCAGUACAGAGGGGUGAGGAUGAGGAAGUGGGGGAAGUGGGUAGCGGAGAUACGGGAGCCGAACAAGAGGUCGCGGAUCUGGCUGGGCUCCUACUCCACCGCGGUGGCCGCCGCCAGGGCCUACGACACCGCCGUCUACCUCCUCAGAGGCCGCUCCGCCCGGCUGAACUUCCCCGACGAGGUACUUACCGACGCCACCGAAGGCGGUGUUGGCGGCGGCAGCCCCCAGCUCGACCUGUCGGCUUCCUCCAUCCGGAAGAAAGCCAUCGAGGUGGGCGCGCGGGUCGACGCGGCCAUGCGGUCGAUGCCAGCAUCACCACCCCCGCCACUGCCGCCGCCGCCGCCGCCGCCGCCGCAGUCGCAGUCAACGCCGCGCCAGCCGUCGCGGCCUGCCAAGAACCCCGAUCUCAACCAGGCGCCGAGCCCCGAGAGCUCGGACGUGGAUUAGACGACUGUUGCUGCUUGCUUCAUCUUCUUCCAUGAUGUCUUCUCUCUUCUCUUUCUAGCUUUUACUCGGUCACAGUGACUUGUAGUAUAUUAUUUCGGCUCUUGUUCUUGCUUUAUGAUCUGCUUGGGGUCAAGGCUAAGAAGAGAAGAAGGUAAAGGUGAUCGACCAAGCUCUCCAGAGAAGCGGCAGAGCAGGACACUGAUGACAGUGCUCAGAGAAGUAUUCGAAAUGGAAACACAACGAGACGCGUGAUGUGACCGAUAAGAUUGAGCUCAAAAGGAGUGAGAUGAGAUGCUAUUUUGGCUCUUUUAAAUGGUAAUAUUGAGACUGCCCUCAAGUGUUUGGGUAGCAGCAGUAAUAGCACGAGUUGCAGGAUGAAGGUUUUGUGUGUUGUUUGGAGGAUAAAGCCAUGAAAGUGUAGCAGUAGCAAUGAGGCAGAGAAGGUUAUCUUUUGUAAUAGAAACCCAAGUACUUUGUGGCUGCUAUCCUCUCUCUGUCUUCCUCUCAAUCCCAGCAGCAUUCUCGUGUGUGUUUGGUUUGCUUGCAAGUCUCAACUUGGAGAUGCAGUGAACAUGAAAGUGAAUACAUGACAAUGCUAGAUGUGGAUAGCUUGUACAGUGUACUUUGCUUGAUCCCUGCUAACAAUGUAUUGUCUGGAUUAGUGUUUCCUCCCCUAAAAUUCUGAUCUUUGUAAGCAUUUGUGAAUGGGGUUGGGUUUCAAUGAUGAAACAUGGUUGGUCGGACCCUUUUGGAUAUGUGAAGAAACUAUGCUGUCUAUCUAUUUGUACCAACCAAUGCAAGACUAAUCUGUAGCUCAUCUCUUGUAUUA
Messenger RNA from Musa acuminata AAA Group (dessert banana), 2126 nucleotides. Its product is annotated as ethylene-responsive transcription factor RAP2-9-like. Gene Ontology annotation, molecular function: DNA binding; DNA-binding transcription factor activity. NCBI's taxonomy places the organism in Eukaryota, Viridiplantae, Streptophyta, Magnoliopsida, Zingiberales, Musaceae. Gene Ontology annotation, biological process: regulation of DNA-templated transcription. The record is from RefSeq and is a predicted model, not a curated record. The transcript has a single exon. The coding region runs from base 749 to 1297 and encodes 182 amino acids.